Arvicola amphibius (Eurasian water vole) is the source of this 1263-nucleotide messenger RNA. It is a transcript of the gene Erg28, whose product is annotated as ergosterol biosynthesis 28 homolog. The transcript is spliced from 5 exons. The record is from RefSeq and is a predicted model, not a curated record. NCBI's taxonomy places the organism in Eukaryota, Metazoa, Chordata, Mammalia, Rodentia, Cricetidae. Gene Ontology annotation, molecular function: protein-macromolecule adaptor activity. Gene Ontology annotation, cellular component: membrane; endoplasmic reticulum. Bases 169 to 591 code for a protein of 140 amino acids.
GGAACGACCCAAUCCUAGAGCUCGACUGAGGGUGGGGGCGGGGACAGUGGCCCGGGUGGACUUGGGACUGGCGCUGUCCUGGGGGAGCUGGUUUGUGGAUGCUGCUGGUUCUCGUGCUGCAGUAGUACUGGGUCGUCAGGGCAAAGCACCCUCUCUGUGAGGGGAAUCAUGAGCCGCUUCCUGAACGUGUUACGAAGCUGGCUGGUUAUGGUGUCCAUCAUAGCCAUGGGGAACACGCUCCAGAGCUUCCGAGACCACACCUUUCUCUAUGAGAAGCUCUACACCGGCAAGCCAAACCUUGUGAAUGGCCUCCAAGCCCGGACCUUUGGGAUCUGGACGCUGCUCUCAUCGGUGAUUCGAUGCCUCUGUGCCAUUGACAUCCACAACAAAACACUCUACCACAUCACACUCUGGACCUUCUUCCUCGCCUUGGGACACUUCCUCUCGGAGUUGUUCGUAUUUGGAACAGCAGCUCCCACAGUUGGUGUGCUGGCACCCCUGAUGGUGGCAAGUCUCUCCAUCCUGGGUAUGCUGGUUGGGCUCCGGUAUCUAGAGGCAGAACCAGGAUCCAUACAGAAGAAGAGAAACUGAAGCUGAGGCCAGCCUUGCCACCUCCAAAACAUCAUCGUCUUCCACCUUGGCUAUCUUUGUUCUUCGUCCUCUGUCCUUACAUCAUUUCUUUUCCUUAGCUCCUUCAUCUAGGUUCAGCAUCUUUAGCUUUUGGGGUUUUGGGUUUUUAAUGUUUUUAAAUAUUUAAGAUAUUCAUACAUAUGUAACAUGUAUAUAUAAUUUAGAGUCAUCUAAGAAAUAUUCUGUUACAUUAAUCAAAGUCAAGAAAUCCUCAGAAGCCCCCCACACGUCCAUGUGCCCUCCCUAACUGGACCCCACCCCACUCCCAGGCUCCCUUUUCCAGUCUUUCACUUUUUCCGUUUAUCGUCAUUCCUUGCUUUGACUUGUGCGCUGGGAACAUGAGAACUGUGAACUCAAGCUGCUGCCUGCCCAGAGCAGCUGCAGCCAAGGGCUGCUUCCAGGGAUCAUCCACACAUCCAGGCCUCCUUUCUGCUGCUGGACCCCAAGACUCUGACCCAUCUAAGGGACAGGCAGUUCUUCCGAGAAGGGCUGCCCUCCGUGUGAGCAGGACCAGGCUUCUCUUUUAUCUACAGCUGGAUAAAGGUUGGAAGAGUCUGGACUGUUUUUAGACCUUUCAGUCAGUUGUAUUUGUGUAAUGCCUUUUGUAAUAAAUAGAAAAACCUUCUAUUCUGA